AUGAAGACUGGUUUCACGUUAAUUGCAGACUCAGCUCCAGAGCCGGUUGAUGCUCCUGAACUAAAGUCACGACCUCGAGGGCUUGUCUUUGAUGUAACUCACCAUGGCGCUGUAGACGAUGGAGAUACAGAGAGUAGCUCGGGAUUCUUAGCAGCAUGGAAGGCUGCUUGUGAUCAUGAUGAGAGAGCGACUUUCUAUGUACCGGAAGGUACAUACCAUGUCGGUCCGUUUGAAUUCUCCGGCCCUUGCAAGAACAAUCAGUCUCAAAGAUAUCACUUGAACGGAUUCAGUAUAACCGGAGAACUUGACACGACCAACUUUGAUGGACGAGGAGCGGUUGAAGCUUGGAAACAACACAGCUGCCAUUCCUGCCAACAUUCUUCCCGUUGCGAAACCUUAAUCCCAUCGCUGAAAUUCGAUCAUGUUUCACAUGGGACGAUCAAAAAUGUUUCCUUGUCAAAUGCCAAGGGGUUCCAUCUGGUAAUUCAUGAAAGCAGCAAUGUCAAUGUUCACAAUGUUAUUGUUACUUCUCCUGCUCCUGAAGAUAGCCCAAACACUGAUGGAAUCCAUGUCAGUCACUCUAGUAACAUCAACAUUUCGUCUUCCACGAUUGAAGUUGGCGACGAUAGUGUUUCCAUUAUAGCUGGUUCUGUCAAUGUCACUGUUUACAACGUCACUUGCAAUUGUGGCCAUGGAAUAAGUAUUGGUAGCUUGGGCAAGACCAAGAAUGAGGAGGAUGUAUCAGGGAUCAGUGUCAAGAAGUGCAAAAUAAAGAAAACAAAGAAUGGUAUCAGAAUAAAGACUUGGAGUGGAUCUACUUCAAGCAAUGCUUCUAACGUGACAUUCGACGACAUUGAAAUGACCGAUGUCUCGAACCCCAUCAUCAUCGACCAAAAAUACUGUCCGAACGACAAAUGUGAUACAUCAAAGCCUUCAAAAGUGAAGAUUAAGGAUGUUACCUUCAAGAAUGUGAGGGGAACAUACAAAUCAGAGUUUGCAGUGAGUCUGUUGUGCAGUCCUAGUGUGCCUUGCGAGAAUGUCAAGCUUGUUGACAUCAAUCUGACCCCAACACAUGAAGAAGAUGAUGAAGAUUGGAGGGAAGGCAAUCUGAAUCUAAACGGUGCAAUUGAUGGCUUAAAAGUGAUUAAUUCAAACUUCUGA
This is a messenger RNA of Tripterygium wilfordii, 1161 nucleotides long. Its product is annotated as exopolygalacturonase clone GBGE184-like. Gene Ontology annotation, molecular function: polygalacturonase activity. The record is from RefSeq and is a predicted model, not a curated record. Gene Ontology annotation, biological process: carbohydrate metabolic process. Bases 1 to 1161 code for a protein of 386 amino acids. NCBI's taxonomy places the organism in Eukaryota, Viridiplantae, Streptophyta, Magnoliopsida, Celastrales, Celastraceae. The transcript is spliced from 7 exons.